UUACGGAAUUAAUUGGAAUUUUUUUAACUGCCUGACUGUUGCACAUGGGAUGAUUUCAUUAUAGAUUUGCAAUGUUAUGACAUAUAUGUUCUUAACAAAAUGUGUUUUCUUUUUCCAGGUUGUGUAGUUUGGGAUCAGAUUUAUCAGACAUAUUGCUUGUAGGACAUUGACGGCAGAAACUUGAAAUUUAGUGUGGAGUGCUACCUUAAGGUUGUGUAGUUUGGGAUCAGAUUUAUCAGACAUAUUGCUUGUAGGACAUUGACGGCAGAAACUUGAAAUUAAGUGUGGAGUGCUACCUUAAGGAAAAUGGCAAAAUUAUAUACAAUCGCAUGGCUGAUACUUACCUUUACAGCUAUAAUUGUAUCUGAUAGAGAUGACGGCAACAUGACAUUGUGUUCACCAUUUAAGGCUUUGAUUAUUUGGUCUGCGAAUACUUCGGUUGACAAAAAAUUUGAUAUAUCCCGGUUACAACAAAAACGUUUUGUUGUGGACUUUAUAAAAGCAACCCCGGAUGGAUCACAUAUAUCUGUGAUAUUUGUUGGCAAUAAGAAGUCAGAGUUAAAGUUUAAGAAAACACCAGCAGAUAUAAGUUAUUUACAUAACAUUACAAGUCUUUUCUCGAAAACUUCUAUGAACAAUGAAGUUAAUUAUAAAACAGUCAGUGAUGCAAUGUUUCAUUUCUUUGACCGAAAUGAAAGCCCAAAGUUAUCAGAACAAGUUUUCUUUAUAGCAAAUGAAAACACAAACAUAAACGAUAUAGCAAAGGUUCAGGAAGCUACGAAAAAGAAGAAGAGGUAUGUGGUGAUGUAUGGGAAACAUUAUGGAGAUGUAUGGACUUCUCUUGCUCUGGAUAAAGAACAUAUACAGGUGCUUGGAGAGAAUAACAAUGAUAUUAAAUUGGCUGUAAACUCUGUGAAGAAACAGUCAUGCAAAGACUCCCAACAUGUGUGUAACGUUGAUCAAUACCUGACAGAAGAAAAAGAGCAAAGAUGUUACAGAUGUUCCUAUAUUUGUUCUAAGUUUAGAAAUAUGGACUCCGAAUACUGUAGCCGUAAAUGUCCAUAUUUUAAACGUCUCAAAUUGCAUGAUGAUAACCUGCUAAAGGAUCGUUCCUGGAGUGAUAUAGAUAUCCUUAUCAUUAUCAACACAACUCUAAUAGGGUUGAUAAUAAUAUUCAUAAGGAAUGUAAUUUUCAACCAAUUGAAAAACCUGAGAGAUUUUUUGAGGAAAAAAGUAUAUUAUUUCAAAGGAUUGUUACCAAUAGCACAGGAUGAUGAACCACCAAGUGCUCAACCCCCAGACCAUAAAAACAACAAUGAAUGGUACUACAGAGACCUACAAGGGGGCCUGCAAGGUCCUUUUUUAUCAGCUGCAAUGGCAGGGUGGUUCGAUGCAGGAUAUUUUACCAUGAACUUAUCUAUUCGCAGAGGCUGUGAUGAGCAAUUUUCACAACUUGGUGAACUAAUACAGAGAUGGGGACGAGUACCUUUUCUACCAGGUCCUUCUCCUGCACCACUUAUGGAUGAUGAACCACCAAGUGCUCAACCCCCAGACCAUAAAAACAACAAUGAAUGGUACUACAGAGACCUACAAGGGGGCCUGCAAGGUCCUUAUUUAUCAGCUGCAAUGGCAGAGUGGUUCGAUGCAGGAUAUUUUACCAUGAACUUAUCUAUUCGCAGAGGCUGUGAUGAGCAAUUUUCACAACUUGGUGAACUAAUACAGAGAUGGGGACGAGUACCUUUUCUACCAGGUCCUUCUCCUGCACCACUUAUGAAUGAUAGUAGUCCUGAUAUAUCUCAACAACAACAACAGCAGGAGCAAAUACAGCAAGAGCAAAUACAACAAUCUACUCAUCCACAAGUUCAACAACAACCAAUGUUUAUGAGAUCACCAGAGAAUACUGUCUCACUAUCCUUAAAUCCAUCAUGUAAUCAUUCAAUUUCCACUCAAAAUACAUCUCCAGGAGAGAAUGUGGCAGGUAGUAAAUGCGACAAAGAUCAUCAUACAACAACAAGGCCUACAGAAUGCAUCGUUGAAAUAGAAAGAACAUUUGAGAAAAAAGAGGAAGAAAGAUUAUGUGCUGAGGAAGAAAAAAGGAAAAUUGAAGAGGAACAUCAACAACGUAUUGAAGAGAAAAAGAGAGAAGAAGAACUGGAGAGACAAAAAGAAAUACAAAAACAAGAAAAACAGAUAUCUUAUAAUGAAGGAAGAAAUGAAGAACAAGAUAACCCUGACAAAAAUGAUGAUCGAUUUGGAGAAGCCGUCAUAAACGACAAUCUUGAUUCACCUGCUUUAACAUAUACUCCCGGAAAAGUAGAUGAACUCCGAUAGAUAUGUUCCUGGUGUUUUAGCUCAAAUUUUUUAAAACAAAAUUCAAGGUAUUGCUAGUCAUUUCGUCCUUUCCUUUUGCUGGCUGAAAACUUAUAACAGUGAAUUUAAUUUUUGGCUGGGUUGCACUGGUGCAAACCUAGGUUAUAGUAUGGUGAAUGUCGGGUGGCGGGCGGUGGACGGGCAGGGAAAACUUUUUGUAACAGUUUUCCUAGCAACUACUUAUCACAGCCUCUUCAUAUUUGGCAUACAGCAUGGACAAGUGGUCCCAUAACGUUGGAUUAGAUUUCAUGUCUGUUGCUCAUCCACUUCCUGUUCAUCCACUUCGUUAAAUUUUCGACAUUAAUGGUCAAUGGUAGGAAUUUUUCGUCACAUUUCCUCAGCAACUACUAAUCAUCGCCUCUUCUAUUUGGCAUACAGCAUUGACACAUGGUCCCAUACCAUGGGAUUCGAUUUCAGGUCUGUUGCUCAUUUUUUGACAUUAAUGGUUAAUGGUAGGACAUUUUCGUAACAGUUUUCUCAGCAACUACUAAUCACAGCCUCUUGAUAUUUGGCAUACAGCAUUGACAUGUGGUCCCAUACCGUGGGAUUCAAUUUCAGGUCUAGCGCUCAUCCACUUUCUGUUAAUUGACUUUGUGAAAUUUUCGUCAUUAAUGGUCAUUGGUAGGAAAUUUUCGCAACAGUUUUCUCAGCAAAGACUUAUCAUAGCCUUUUGAAAUCAUGAUAUCUGGUUUACAAAUGCAACCCGGCCUUUUCUGUCUUUGACCCAUAUUUUAUUUGUUGAUUGAUUGUCUUUUAACUUAGACACAAUGCUUUUCCCAAGACUUUCAAGUUCGAAAUCAUGGAUUUUUCUUUUUAUGUGUAUGCAUAAUAAAAACGUAACAAUAUAAUUUCUUAUGAAAUUGCAGGGCUAGCCCUUAGAAAUUUGGUAUGAGACAUCUUGUAGUGAACCUUUACCAAGAUUGUUUGAAUUAUUGAGGUCAAUGUUUGACCUUACCUGGGGGGGCAUUGUUUUCAAUCACUUUAGUGAUGUAUCCUUCAAAAUCAUCUUCUCUAUAACCCUACGGGCUAGAGUUUAGAUAUGUAGCAUAAAUCAAGAUUUUUCAAAUUCUGGCCCUGGGGUUAACAUUGGUCCUUUCCAGGGGGUCCUGAAUUUUACCUUAAUAUACACAGUAAAGGCUGAGAAAUAUCCGAAAGUCAAAAUUUUUAAUGUGGAAGUUUGUAAUGGCUAGUCAUGACCCCUGAUGAUUUUGAGGACAUUCUGUCACAGGUCAAUGUUAGUCUUGUCCAACUCAUAGGUCAAGAAUUUAGUCCUUAAGUUUGGUGUUCAGGUGGAUCAUGUUUAGAAGAUGAACCGUAUUGAUUUAUCGAGCCAGUGUUUGGGAGCAAUAUUUUCACCCAUGUUUUUUAUAUUACAUAACAUAUCAGAAGUUGUUUAAUUAUGUAUGUUAUAUAUUUCAUUUGCAAUUUUAUUUUAUAUAUUUUUGAUACACUGAUAUGAUAUUUUGCCUUAAUGAUUUUUGUAAUAAAAAACUGUGUGGCGUUUUGUCCAUGUUUCUUAUUUAAUUCUACAUUAAAUAUAAAUUGCAUGCAGUACCUUUAAACUUGAUUGUUAGGCUCCGCCUACUUAGUGUACUGACCAUUUGACUUCAUAUUGUUAUACUGUCUUAGAAAUAAACUCAAUAG
Molecule: messenger RNA, 4014 nt
Organism: Ruditapes philippinarum (Manila clam)
Lineage: Eukaryota; Metazoa; Mollusca; Bivalvia; Venerida; Veneridae
Exons: 16
Coding region: 307-2331 (674 amino acids)
Molecular function (GO): protein binding
Source: RefSeq, a predicted model, not a curated record